This is a messenger RNA of Contarinia nasturtii (swede midge), 755 nucleotides long. RefSeq lists its product as uncharacterized. Bases 141 to 713 code for a protein of 190 amino acids. Gene Ontology annotation, cellular component: dynactin complex. Lineage: Eukaryota; Metazoa; Arthropoda; Insecta; Diptera; Cecidomyiidae. The transcript is spliced from 2 exons. Gene Ontology annotation, biological process: cytoskeleton-dependent cytokinesis. The record is from RefSeq and is a predicted model, not a curated record.
CAUGUUUUCUAUUCAUUCACUCCAAGGCGUAAGAAGUGUUUUUUUUGUACUUGCAAUUCGCAGAAAGUUGAUUUGUACAUUUUUGUAAUUAUUUCUCUCAUUCUCACUUCUUGCAAAAGAUAAAAACUAACGAGAUAAAAAUGGAUGCAUUGGAUUUAAUUGAAAAGCGAAUCGAUAAUUUGAAUCGAAUUUUGGGAACAUUGCCAUCGGAAAAUGAGCCCAGCAAUGUCCAGACAGAAACAUUGACCGAGUCACUAUUGUCGGCAUCGCAAUUGCUAUCGAGUGCAACGAGCGGUCGUGAUGCAAUCAAUAAAUUUACCGAACGUUCAGCCGAAUUGGAAAAAUAUUUGGAUCCGAAUUUCGUCGAAGAACAACAAGACAUUCGCGCAAAAGAGGUUUAUUUGCAAAUGAUGGCGCCAGAAUUGCAAGAAACAUUUCGUCAAUUGGAACAAAUUAAGCAACUGGAACCCACAUUGGGUGCCGAAUACUUCCGUUCGAUGCCAGAUGUCACCGAUAAACUCAAAGCAAUGAAUGAAACCACAUCCGAUUUGGGUCAAAAGAACGACCUCCUGGAAGAGAGCCUUACACUGGCCAUGCAACGUUACGAUGAAAUUCACAAUUCAUUAAAGGACUCCUUGCGUUCAAUGAACGAUCGCAUUGUCCGCAUGGAAGAACGUAUGAACAAAAAGAAACCAUUAAACGAAGAUAUUUAAAUAAAAUACACGAACAUAAUAUUCUAAAUUAAACUAUUGAAA